Molecule: messenger RNA, 7197 nt
Organism: Stylonychia lemnae
Lineage: Eukaryota; Ciliophora; Spirotrichea; Sporadotrichida; Oxytrichidae
Source: the annotation of a GenBank genome assembly
AUGAAGAGAGCAAACUCACACAAACAUGAAUCUAUUGAUUAGAUUCCAGUAUAGCAAGAUUAGAACAAUAUACCUUAGUCUUUACCAGUUUUAGCAAACUAAAAAUCAAAUAACUCUCACAAAUCAAAGGAAGAAUCCAAGAGAAAAGCAAGCAAAAGUAAAGACAGAAAAGUUUCAAGAUCAGAAAAGCAGCCGCCGAAAUCACAAAAUAAGAAGUAAGUAAGCAAAUCUAAGGAAAAGGCAAAGCCAAAUAUACCUAAAAACAUAAAGCCAAAGGAGGAGAAGAAGAAGAAUAAUAGAAAAUUGCCAGCAAAAGACGCAUAAGCUGAUUUGAAUAUUGUAAAUGGAAAUAUUAUCUAGUAAAAUGGGCACAUUGAUCAUAUCUAGUAGGAUAACAAUAUCAACAAUCAAAUAGUACAAAUGAAUAUGAUUUAGAAACAGCAUUCUUAAAUAAUAGAUGGAUAAGAUGUAUAGAUAUCAGCUAAGAAAAGGGCUCCAAAAUAAAACAGAAGUAAGAAGGGCAAGGAAGAAGAAAAGAAAGCAGCUCAAGCAGAUAUACAAGAUAUCAAUAUUAUCAAUUAAAAUAACAAAGCCAUUAAAAAGUAAAAGUCUAAUUAAAAAUAAUAGAUUGAAGCUCCUAAAUAAAAAAGAUAAAGAUAGCCAUAGAUUGAUGCUGUGCCAGCAAUCAAGAAAUCACAAUCAGUUGCUAGGGCUCCACCAAGGAAGAGACAGCGAUUAGAUGAUGAGUAAGAAGAGGAGAAAGCGGUACCUCCAUAAAUGGCUAAAGGUAGAAAAAUUAACAAAGCAAAUCAAAUUAUCUAAAAUGAAGAUGCAAAAAUGGACUAAAUUGAAUAAGACUAAAAUAGAAUUGAUCAAAAUAUAGAAGGAGGAGAAAACUAGCAACCUAAAAAGAGAGUUAAGAAGGCUGCGGCUAAGAAAGCAGCAAAGCCUAAGAAAGUGGUAGAGCCAGUACCGUUGAGAGAGGAAGUUGAAAUACCAGAUGUAAUUAAGAUAUUUCAAUCUUAAGAUUAAGAACCCCAGAUAAAUUGUUGCCAGACAUGUUCAAAUAGGAAUGGGAUCAGAUCAGUAUUAAUAAACUCAGUCGACUUAUUUAUAAAGUGCCAAAAAUCCAGGGCCCAUGUUUCAUCAUUGAUUGAACAGAUGGGACCAGAACUAAGAUACAGUGCACUUGAUAGAGCUGUAUAGUUGAAUAGACUUGACAUCCUUGAGAUUUUGCUUGAUUAAAGCAAGCCAGAAAACGAAUUUAGAAUGAAAAAGAAGUCUUCAUAAAUUGUCAAAUUCGAGACUGGAGAGGUUGGUCAAAUGGCAUUCGGAUAUAAAGUAAGAAAGGUUUAAAUGAUGAGAGGAAAUAGAUAAGGUAAUAAUGCAUUCACUGAAGAUCCGACUCACGAAUAUCAGACCCCUUUAGAUUAUUUGCUAAAUGAUUAGUACUGCAUUGAAAAGUGCUUUGGUUAAGAUGGAGUAAACAGACAAACUUUAGAAUUGAUUCAGAAGUUCUCUGGAGACAGGUUUAUUCCAUUUAUAUAAGAAAAAGCUUUGCCAUUCAUCUUAAGAAAUGGUUGUUAUAAAACUUUAGUAGCAUUAUUUGGUGUUCUUGGGUAAGCAGGAGAUAUUUAGAAUAACUUCUUCAAUGAUGUUUACUAUCAACUUCUGACAGUUGAUAAAGUUGAAAAUUUCAAGAUUACUCCUCAAUAAUAAUAACUAGCUAAGUAAAAUUAAACAGUACAUUACACUUAUAUUGCUGCUCUCAAUCCUUCAGGAGUAGCAUUAAGAUAUUUGAAUUUAACUAAGCAAGAUAUUGAGUUUGAUAAUUCCAAACCAUCUGCAGUAUUCUAUGCUGCUGUUUGCAAAAAUGAUGUUAAUUUGAAAAUUCUUAAGGAUCUUGGAGUAAAUUUUCAUGGUUAGGAUGAUAAAAAAUGCUCACCACUGAUGUGGGCUUUAAGAGCAAGAGUACCUCUUUAAGUAGUUGAAACCUUAUCUGAAGAGCUUAACUCUGCUCAAUUUCAUCAUAAAGAUGAACAAAAGUAAAUGGCAAUUCAUUUCUUUUGUAAAUAUGGAGUUGAUAUGACUCUAGGCAAGAAGGAGAGAUUUGAUAGAAUAUAAGAUUUUAUGCAAUUCUUUGUUGAAUGGAAGGCCAAAUUUAGCUAAUUUGGAGGAUGGAAUAAGUUUACUCCUCUCAUCUAUGCCUGCACAUAUGGCAAUAUUGAUAUAGCAGAGUAUCUAAUUAAGAAUAUUCCAAGGCUUAGUAUCAAUAAAGGCGAUAAAUACAAGAGAACUCCACUUGCUAUGAGUUGUAGAAAUGGGCAUGCAAACAUUGCAGCAUUACUAAUCAAGCAUAAUUGUGAUAUCAAUCUUGCUGAUACAUCUGAAAAUUCUCCACUUCAUUACGCUGCAGCAUAUGGUUGGAUAGAGUGUGUUGAAGUCUUAAUCAAAUAUGGGGCAGAUCCAAGUCCAGAUAAUGCCUGGAAAUCGACUCCAAUAACGAUUGCAUUACAAAAGAACCAUAUUGCAAUUGUCAAAGAACUUUUAAAAACAUCUGACAUUGAUGUUAACAGCAAAGAUGAUGAAGGCAGAACUUUAUUGACUCUAGCAAUGGCCAAUAUUAAUUUUGAAUCUAUUGAGUUCAUAAAUCAUUUGAUAAACUCAAAAGGUUCAGAUGUUAAUCAGCAAGAUGCUAAAGGAAGAACUCCUCUAUACAUAAUUGUUGAAUCUCUAAGUUCUAGAAAGCAAGGUUUAUUCUCUGAUCAUGAUGCAUUAGAGUAUAAAAUAGUUAAAAUGCUUAUUUCUUAAGGUGCUAGUUUGAAUUUGAAAACUAAAGAUGGAAAAUCACCAUUCUCUCUUGCUUUUGAAAAAGGAAUGAAUGAGCUUUUAGAUUUAUUUGGUAAGGAGAUUGAUCUUAAUAAGGAUCCAUUUCUCCUCUUUGCUUUCAGUGGAAUCUCGUGCAUGAAGAUAUCACUUUAAGGGCUUCUAAAAAGUUGCUUCGACAGAACUAGAAUUGAAGAUGAAACUAUUAAUUUUGUAAAUGACCAAGGAUUUACCCCACUACUCUAUUAUCUCCACUAAUUUGUAUAAAGUAGAGAUUAGAUCCUAACAACAAUUCAAGAUAUGAUCGCCAAACACGAGAAAUUUAUUGAUAAUCAAAAUAUCAUAGAAAAGAUUGAAUAAAAUUAAUAAGCAGCUAAUUUGUUCAUAAAUCCCACUUAGAAAUCCCUUGAUAUUUAUGAAAGCCAAAUCAUUUAGCCAUUCCUUAAAUUCUUGCAAGUUCUAAUUGACAAUGGGGCCAAUCCAAAUGCCUACAUUCUAAAACUUAAGUAGUAUCGAGAUGAGCCUUUACAGUAAACUUAAUUGUCAUAAAUCUCAUAAUAAGUUGCAGCAUAAGGUAGAAGACCACCAGAAAAAGAUUAAUAUACUUCUGAGUUGCUUGGGUUAUGCAGUGUUAUUCAUCUCCUAGUUGAAAACAAUGUAGUAAUUAGACCAGUAUUUGAUUUCUUCAUUAAUCUACAAGGUAUUUAACUCAAUCAAGUGAACUUCUAGAAGAUGACACCUUUCUUUAAGUUAGUCAAAACUAAGAAUAUCAAAGAUAAUUAGGAUCAUAAAUAUUGCUUCGAGUAAUUAAUUAAAACAGGAAAGGUUGAUAUUGAUGCACCAGAUCAGUUUGGCAUGUCCUCUUUCUGGUUUUUCUAUUCUAAUAAUAGAUUUGAUGAGGCAUUUUACUUGGUUUCUUAAGGGGCAAAUAUUAACCACAUCGACAAUUAUGGCUUCUUUGCAUUGAAGAAGGAACUCUUCAAUAGUAACAUAAAUAUGAUUUAAAAACUUUUGGAAAAGAAGGCAAAUCCAGAUACUACAGAUGAAUUUUAAAGAACAAUUUUACAUUUAUCUUGUGAUUUUUCACACAGAAAAGACUACAAGGAAAUUUUCAAGUUACUGAUAAAGCAUAAUGCCAAUAUUUAAGCCCUUGACUUUAAAGCUAGAACUCCAAUUCAUUAUAUGUUUGUCAAGAAAAACAGAAGAGAUGCUGUGGACUAAUUUGAUCCACUAAACCUUAACAUUGGAUUGGAUAUUUUGAUUAAUAAGGACACGAUUAAAGAUAUCGAUUUCAAUCAUUAAGAUAUCAAUGGGAAAUCAUUACUUCAUUAUAUGGCUCAAAGAGGUUCUACUGCUUCUCUGAAGCAUUUCAUUAAAUUACUUGGUGUAGAUAAGAUAAACUUUAACAUUGAAGAUAAAUAUAAAAAUACCCCAUUAUCAAUUGCAAUAAAUAGCAGGCAUUUCGAUUUUGUUGAGUAUCUAAUCUAACUUCAAUUAGUAAAUCUAAAGGGAUUUAUUUAUGAUUAACCUAAAUAACAAAGAGUAGGAAAUUUAAACGAUGAUGAAUAAAGCGAUCUGGAGUUUAUGUAAGUAGUUGAUUAAAAUGGAAUUUAAAUUUUGAAUGGGCAAAAGGCAAAACACGACAAAGAUGCUCUUAAUCUAUUCAGAUAUAUUAUCAGGAAUCAGGUACAAUAACUAGAAAAAUUAUUCAUUGAAAACCAAUAUGAUAGAAUAUAAAUGGUGGUUGAUUAUAUCUGCGAGGGCUAGAUUGCUAAACUAUUCCAAGUUAUUGAAACUCAUUUCAAGAAUGUAGCAGGUGCCAAAGGAUCUAUCUUGAUUUAAAAGAAUGAGAAAGGGUAAAACUUGAUUCAUGUUCUUGCUAAAAAUGCUCACCUUAUCAAAAAUAUCUCAGAACUCACUAAAUUUUAUCAAAUGCUUGUAAAAGAAGGAGUUGAUCCUAAGGAACUUGACAACAAAGGAAGGUCUGCUCUCCAUUUAGCAGUAAAAAGUGGAAAUAUUCAUUUGAUUUAAUUCUUGGUUGAUGUAGAAUUAUUUGAUGUCAACCAAAUAGAUAAUCAGGGUACAAAUUCAAUCAAUUAGUUAUUGAAAGGUGACAGAAUAGUUACUGCUAAUAAAUCUAUUCUGAUUUAUUUAAUAAAAAAGGGAGGAGACUCGAAUAAUAUCUACAAUGAACGAUUAUAUCAACCAUUAAUUAAGGAGGAAGAUGGAAUUUUUGAAGAAUUAAAGCAAGAUUUACUAGAGGAAACAUAUAAAACCACAUCAGUUAUUCAUGCUAUUAGACAUGAAAGCAAGAAUAGAGAUAAUAUAAGAGUGAUUCUUAAGAAAUUACUGAAACAUGCUAAUCCAAGUAUCUAGGAUUCUGAUGGAAAGGAUGCUUUCUUUUAUACAGCUAUUAGAAAUCAUUACAAUACUUUUAACUUCAUUGUCAACUAUAUCUACGAAAAGAAGUAAUCAUACGAUUCAAUAGUCAAGGAUAAUAUAGAUAAGAAUGGGAAAUCUUUUAUUCAUUUCAUUAUCAAUCCCUUAGAAUUUGGAUCAUUUGAAAAUUCAGAUAUUCUCCAAAAGGCUCUCGAAAUCGGAUUUAAACACAACAUAAGAGACAAAUAAGGAAUGACUCCAUAUUAAUAAGCAUGCCUUUAAAAGAGUGGAGUUCUUAUUCAGGUUUUCAAAGAGAAUAAUCUGGCAGAUGAAGAUCUAGCUGAUGAGAUGAUUAUUGAUACAAAUAGAAGGAAUGAUGAUGCAGAAGAAUAAAUGAACAUCGAUUUUGAAAGUGAUGCUUAGAGUUAUCUUUAGUAGAUUUAAAUGCAAAUAGACUCUACCAAAUUCGUCCCUUGUGAUCCAUCUGGUAAAUUCAAUGAUGAUUGCAUCGUUAUGUAUGAUUAAGAAACUGAAUAACACUUUGAUGUUUACAUGACCAGAGUUGAAAUCGGGAAAUUUUAACCAGGAGGAGAUUAUUUAUUCUAUAAAAUGCAGCUAGUUCUUGACUAAUCAAGGGAUUUAGCUAUACUUCUUACUAGGUGGGGAAGAAUUGGAGAAGAAGGGGCAUUCUAGAAAACACCAUUUAGUACUCAUGAAGAGGCCAUUGAUGAAUUUAAGAAAGUAUUUGAGUAAAAAUCUGGAAACAAAUGGUGCAAAGCUGAUAAUUUCCACAAGAAAUUCAGGAAAUUCUAACUUAUGAGAACUAAUUAUGUCACUAUUGAUUAGAAAAAUUAUCUUUUACCCUUUGAUUUGGAAAACUCAGCCCCUAUCAAUAAUCAGUUCAUUCACAAAAACUCUGUUGAUAUGCUAAGAGAAAUUUGUGAUGUUAAUACCUAUCUUAAAGCUCUUCAAAAUUCUGGCGUUGAUCCUAAGGCAAUGCCUUUCUCUAAUCUAGAUAGAUAAAAUCUUUAUGAUGCUCUAGAAGUACUUAAAAAGCUCUAGGGUACCUUGAAAAAGCUUGAGUAAAUGAAUCCAAGACCCUAUGCCGAGAAUGAGAAAAUGAAGCUACUCUAAACAAGAGAAAAGAUGUGGUACCUAAGUAGUAGAUUCUAUGAAUAUAUUCCUCAUGAAGAAUAUAGAAAUAAGAUGGUUCCACCGAUUUCAACUAUGGAUAUGCUAAUCUAAAAGAGUAGUAUGAUAUAAAACUUAAUUGAAAUUGAGGCAGCCAGUAAAAUGCUUCUUGGAGCUCACUUUAAGCAGGAUCAAAUAAAUCCAUUAGAGUAUUGUUUGAGAGCCUCAGGUAUUAGAUUUGAGUAUCUUGACAUUUAGAAAGAUUAAGGAGAGUAUAAACUGAUUCAUUAAUACGGCACUAAUACCUAUCUAGAGCAAAACAAAAAAUAAAUAAAGAGUAUCAUUAGGCUAACGAAGUAUGAUGAACAAAAGAAAUUUAGAUCAGAUCUUGAAAAUAGAAAGCUUUUGUUCCAUGGUAGCAGAGUUUCAAACUUUUUGGGUAUCAUGAAGCAUGGACUAAGAGUUUAACCAAUUGAAGUUUAAAGAAAUGGAAACUUACUAGGAAAAGGUAUCUAUUUCACAGACAUGAUCUCAAAGGCCAUUCAAUAUACUAAUGACUAAAAUGCACCUUAACAUGGUAGCAAAUUUAUUCUAGUUUGUGAAGUGUCUCUUGGUGAGUAGAAAUAAGUCAAAAGAUUCAAUCAAAAUUUUGUAUUUGAAGAAGGUAUUAACUCUAUAUAAGGCCAAGGAAGAUAAGCCCCAGAUGAAAAGAUACUUGUAACAUUACCAGAUGGAGCUCAAGUUCCAUUAGGUAAAGCUAUUCCAAUUCAAGGAAAUGAAAACUCAGAUUUCUAAUUCAAUGAGUAUGUUGUUCCAGAAGUAGAUCAAGUUAGAAUGAGAUAUCUGAUUUAGUUAAAAUGA